Molecule: messenger RNA, 3906 nt
Organism: Stylophora pistillata
Lineage: Eukaryota; Metazoa; Cnidaria; Anthozoa; Scleractinia; Pocilloporidae
Biological process (GO): G protein-coupled receptor signaling pathway
Cellular component (GO): membrane
Molecular function (GO): G protein-coupled receptor activity
Source: RefSeq, a predicted model, not a curated record
UCGAUCCAAUUUCCAUAACUCGAGGGUUCCGUGCGUUAAAUGAAAUGAAAAGAUUGGGUUAUAAAUGUCUUUACUACGUGGAAAUUGACUUCUGAAGAGGAGACCUAAAUGAGGACUCAUCAAUGCAUUUUUACGACCAAGGAACCUUAAAUUCGCCAGCAAACAAACUAUGAGCUCAAUUAAUGAUGGACUGUUUGUCAACGGCUCUUCGUUCGAAGACAAGUAUGGGACUGCGAGACUCGCAUCCGUUAUUUAUCUGUGCGCCGUUGGAGUUUGCGGGAUUAUUGCAAACUGUCUUGUGAUUUUUGUAUUUUGGAAAUAUCCAAAGCUCAGAACAGCCGCUAAUUUGUUUAUUCUGAACUUGGCAUUCUGUGAUGUGAUGCUUUCCAUCUUUGACAAUACUUUUUCAAUUGCGUCCACGUUAUAUGGAAGAUGGUUGUUUGGUCGCGCCUGUUGUGUUGCGUAUGGAUUUUUCUACUACUUCUUCAUCUGUUGUACCGUUUCAACACUGGCGGUGAUCUCUGUGGAUCGGUUCUUUUUUAUCACACGGCCGAGCCAGACACGAGCAGUUCAAGUAAUUACGAAACGAAAGGCGAUUGGAAUCUUACUGAUAAUCUACCUGUAUACCCUUCUGUUUACAUUUCCUCCUUGUGUCGGAUGGAAUUCAUUUGUGGAGGAAAAAGUUUUUUACAGUGGCUGUUACAUAAACUAUGGCGAUCAAAGAACCUCAUCUAUAGUCUAUUCAGUCAUCGCACCUUUCUUUCUUUUUCUCGUGCCCCUUUCAGUGAUGAUCUUUUGCUACGCACGCAUUUUUGUCGCCGUUCGCCGAAGCACGCAGCGUACAAUAGGAAGAUCGCUUGGGACGCCGAAUUCUGUCAAGAAGCGGUAUCCUGUCUUAAAGAGAACACACAUACAGACUGCGAAAAUGAUCAUAGUUGUUAUAUUUUUCUCCAUGAUCGUGUGGGUACCCUAUGUUGUCGUCUCAUUCAUCAAAGCUUCGAAUGGCUACAUUGAUCCUCUCGUGUCACACAUUACAGUUCUGGUUGCUAAGUCGUGCGUGAUCUACAAUGUGCUUAUCUACGUGAUGUUAAACCGCAAACUUAAAGCUGUGAUUUUGGAUGCAGUAUGUUGUGGGAGGCAAAGCUUUUCGCUAAUCGGAUCGCCGAGCUCCGGAAACAACGCGAACAGAAAUAGAAUCAGUCGCAUUUUAAGCGAAACUGAGGUACCUUCCCAAGUCGCUGGAACCCAAAGGAAUAGACUGAGUGCUUUGACACUGCAACGGUCAAACGAGAAGAUACUCGAGGAAUUUUCUGACCAUCUUUCUCCGCCUUUCAUUCCAAAGGUUAAGAACGGUGUUGUUAAAAGCGUAGAGUUUAAAGAUGGCCAAAGAAGAGACACAGUGAUUGGGCCCAGUAAAGAGGAAUUGGAAGAGGUUAUAAACGGGAGAGGCACUACACCAGCAGAGGUCAAUGGUGGUCCUUUUUAUCAUGUAGAAGAUUUUUAUGUGAGACGAAAAAAAGUCUCAAAAGUAGAGCGAUCUUCGGAUGGAAAUCGUAUGAGUAAUGGAUCAUUGAUUUCUUCACCUGAUGGAGUAUCUGAUCAGAAUAAUUCGCAACAGGGUACAAGCGAAAAAAGCACACCUUUGAACGCGACAGAUGUAACAUCGCCUUGCUAUGGUACAUUACCAGUUGAAAGAACCCAACAUUCUACGUACGCAACAAGUGAAACACCUUUGUGUACUUUGCCACGAGAAAAAGUUGGGUUGAAUGUUCAACGAGUCCAUCACCUUUAUUCCUCGUCUACGAAUUCACGAUCGCAAAAUCUUUCUUCACCAUCACAGAUGUACAAGAAAGGUACACGACCUGCGAGCGCACAGCGAGUGACAAAGAGGGAAUCACCCGGUUCGACUAUUCCACGUGCGAGUACAUGCACCGAUCAAGAGAGCGAUCUCUCGAGGACUUCGCGCGAGGGAUCUUUUGCGCAACGGUCGGUGAGCAAUUUACACAAAACUAAGAAAUUACGAUCUGGAAAUCGUAGAAAAAACGGGAAAAAUACGUUGCCAUCGCGAAUGAAAAGUCACGUAAGUUAUGGGAGAAGGGACCACAUAUCUAACAAGGAUCCACUUCAAACUUCCGCACAAGAAUUGAUGGAAAUACAGAAUUUUUGGAAGCGCAUGAGUCUGUGCCUAGACGAUAUCGAUUUGGAUGAAGUGACGAGAGAGAUGGAAAUGGUUUGAUUCGUGGUUUUAGUUCCACUUAGUAUCGCGUCUCGCGAAAGAGCGCGAUAUCACUGGUGUCGUAGCACGGGACGCGCGCGAUGUAUCGCGUGGAAUCGCGCUCAAUUUCGAUAGUUUGGGGGAAAAAUUGGCAAUUUGAUUAAAUAAUAUAUUUUUAGGCUGACACAUUUAUGAAGAAAGUAAUUCUAAUGCUGAGAUUUAAAAGGGUUACUUAAAUUUCAACGUUGCGCCGAUUUUUGGCGUCCAUUACGAGACAUUUGCAUAGAAAAGUGAUUGUUUUGUUGAGAUCUAAAAGGGUUACUUUUAUGGCAACUUGGCGGUGCAUCUUGUCGUCAGUGCUUUUAAAUUGUCUUUUCAUAAAUUUGUUUAUGAAGCUUCAACUCCGCACGGUCUUUUUUGCCUCUCUUUCCUGAAGCAACCUGACUUUUUCACCUGAAUCUUGCCAGGGUUUGAAAUUAAUCGUUUAUUAAUCUUCGGCUUAAAUUAAAAUUUCACAAGUCAUUUUUUGGACGUAUAAUCCAGAAAAUCAUGGCAAUGACUCUUUUUUUUUUUUUUAAAGAAAUUUCGUUCUUCGAGGCAGCGCAUUACUUAACGAAAUGCAAAUCUCUACAAAUCAUCUUGAAUGAAUAUAAUUUUUUCAAAGUGAACACGUCAAGAACGUCCAAUUUUGGGGCUGAGAGCUGAACGUUAUUAUUCUUUUUGCGAUUUGAGCUUAACAACGUUUUCAACAUGAUAGUAUUCCUUGAGGUAUUGCUUAACAAGGGAUUAUAAGUGACUGCUAGGAAAGGGAGUCAAAUUGACAGAAACUCACAGUUUUUUAGCUGGGCGAAGCAAGUUGAAGCGUGUUCUUUACGGAAACGGCAAAACUGAAAUCGGAUUUUACUCAUCUUUUCAAUGUUCUUAAAUAAACCCCGGAGAAAAAUAAAGCCGAAAAAUCUCCUGCUCAAGGUGGUGCAGUUAAAUUCGCUUUAACGCUCCAACGCAAAAGUGGACGUAAAUAAGUUCAAUUUUUGCCGUUUGCCGUGAACGUCGUUGCUUAACGUUUCUGAAAAUGUUUUUUCUUGAUUAGAUUUUAGACUGUUAUCAACUAUUUAUUGACAAGAGACAAGGAGGCCACCCUAUUUAAUUUGUAAUAGCGCUUACCAGUUUAUCUCGUUGGGGAGAUGUUUUUUGCCUUGAGUUUAAAGAGGUGAUAUGCGCUAUGCCUAUGUCAAAAAGAAAAGAAAAGAAAAGUUUUAAUGUUGGCAAAUCAUUCAUUUCCUCCAGUUGAAAUGUUAUGUUUUGUUUUCCAAAGUUCAGAUUGUCGAUCAUUUUUUAAAGAAGUUUUACCUUAAAGAAGAAUUAGAUUUUUUUUACAAAUAAUUAUUUGUUGGGUUUUUAAUCCCUUCAAAUUUCAUUGUUUCACCGACAGAGAACAGUAUGUAUCGAAUAAAGUGCCGAGUAGAACAGAGGAAUGGCAAGUGAACGUAACGUGCACAUUUCACGUUCCUCGCGCAGUGUACACACACUUCUCGCUUUUCUGGCGAGAAUGAGGAACUUGUACACUGAAAUCUUUUUACAUUAAUUUUAUCACAUAAUAUUGCAUCGCUGAAUUCAUACACACGUUAAUAUAAUAGUGAUAGAGUUCCAGAUUUUAUAUGGAGAACACAAUCAUCUCAAACCCGUUUCAG